Paramecium tetraurelia is the source of this 1980-nucleotide messenger RNA. RefSeq lists its product as uncharacterized. Gene Ontology annotation, biological process: snRNA 3'-end processing. Gene Ontology annotation, cellular component: integrator complex. The transcript has 8 exons. The record is from RefSeq and is a predicted model, not a curated record. NCBI's taxonomy places the organism in Eukaryota, Ciliophora, Oligohymenophorea, Peniculida, Parameciidae.
AUGAAUUUCACUUUUAUGAUAGAUAAUUGUUUAUCUUCUUGUUAAAUAACUUAUAAUGGACUCACUAUAUUAGAUUAUGCCAAGAGUGCAAUAGAAUAUUUUGUAAAAAAGAGAACAAAGAAUCCAGAAAACAAGUAUGAUCAAUACCAUCUUUUUUCGUCAAAUUCUUCAAUCUCAACAUGGACAAAUGACGUAUGCCAUUUUUUACAAAAACUCAAAACCAUUCAACCAUAGUUCGAAACUAACUUCAAUUUGGAUGAGUGUUUCCACAAUUUAAACAAAUUUAGAACUUUAAAUGGCACUGACAAUCUUUAUGGAGGAAGAGAUGUCUUAAAAAUUGAAUCGGCUAUCAUAUUUGUAUUUACCAAUCGAGAAUACAUGGGAUCUGCUUUCCAUUAAUUGGUGAGAUGGGACUAUAGACUCCUUGUCUUUUUGUUACAACCCCCUGGGAUUGAAGAAACCAAUGCCAUACCCAUUUCAACCAAUUGGCAUCACCUUGCUGCAUCUGUAGGUUAAGGAGUGUGUUUCGAAAUUCAAGAUUAUAAUGUUUUGUUCUAAAUCUUAGAUGAUCCAAAAUUAACUCCUCCUUAAAUAUCUCUUCAAUUAAAUCUUUUAGAUUAAUAAUAUAAACUUGAUGAAAUUCUAUCGAAUAUUGAAAAAACUAAGAUUGAUUAACAAUCUAGUCUGCCUUCUUAUUUGGUAAGAUCUACUUAAAAGCCAAAUUAAUCUUUUGCUUCAGUUCGUUUAAAAUGUUAACCAAAUAUGACCAUUUUCACAAAAGUAUAUUUGCCUGAAUAAUUCCCCUUCUCAGAUUUCAACAAUUAUCCAGCUUACCCUGAGUAUUUUGUUGAUUUCAAUGUAUCAUUUUAAGCAAAAUUGCCCUAAUAAUUGCCUUAUCAAGAAGUCUUCAUAGAGAAUACUUCUUUGUUGAAAUUCGUGCAAGGGAUAUCUACAACAAAAAGCAAAAUGUUGUAAUUCCCAAUCUAUUAUUUUGAAAGAAGAGAUGAAUAACAAGUAUAAUAUUUAAUUGGAUUGUUUUUGUUCUAAUAAAAUUCAACAACGAUGGAAUUGCGAUUUUAUUUUCCUAAUUUUUUAAAUUACUAUGAACUAUUAAUGUAGUGUGGCAAUUCAACAGAUGAAACAAGAAGAUUCGCUGAAUAGAAAUUUUUGCAAUAUCUUUCAACAAUUCCCAAUUAUUAUGCUCCAUGCAUUAGAAAAAAUCAAAAUGAAUUAAACAUUUAAAUUCAAAGACAAUUAAUAUUUUUGAUAGAUGAAUAAAAUCAAUAAUUGUAUAUGUAGAAAGUAAAGGCACAUUAAGCAAGAGUUUAAAAGAAUAAAAAAUAAGUGGACGAUGAAAAUUAUAAGAAUAGACAAUUGCAUAUUUCAAGAAAAAGCCAAUGUUGUGCAGCAUUCAGCGAAAAUUAUUAAGUGAAAUUUCAAGAUUAAAUUAAUUGUGAAUUCAGACAAGUAACUUAAUACUAAAAGGAUGUCAAUUUUCAAAGGUUUCUUCCUCAAUUAGAAGUUCAAUCAUGUUUGCCAUAGAUGCCCUUAAUAUAGCCAACUCUUAGAAACAUGUAUUUGGAUUCAGAUGAAAUGGAAAUUCGAUUAGAACCUCAAUUUUGUGGAAACCCAUGGAAAUUACAAAGGAAAACAUAUAGGGAUGGAGUAGAAAUAAAGAAUGACUAAGAAGAACUAUAAUUAGAAGAUAUGAUGCUAACGAAAAUGGAUUCUGAAAAGAAAUCAUAAACAAAAAAUAGGAGGAAAGGAUUUAUGAGGUCAAAGGACAUUCAAAAUUGUAAUCAUAAAUAAGUUAUAAUUGAAUAAUAAGAAAUGGAAAUAGAAGAAAAUAAAACUGAAUCAUAAUCCUAAUCCUAAUCCAAAUCCAAAUAUGGUUCUGUCAAAUUCAAUCCUCAUUUUUAAGCUAAAUUUAAAUUGAUUAUCUAAACAAAAUUGAAUAAUUCUGUAUCCACAAACAAUUGA